AAGUCUUUGUAGUAGGAUAACCUAUUUGUGACGGUUCUUUGUGGUGGCACAUCAAAGUUAAAAGGGCAGAGGAGACCAGAGCCUUUUGGUCAGAAAUUGGUAUCACUAUGAAUCUCUUCUGUGGUAAUAUUGUCUCUUUCAAGCAAGAUAGUCUGUGGUCAUGGUUUAUUUGUGGGCUCACAACUUUGUGCGUGAUUCUGACAAUUGGAUUUACCAGUGCUCUUGGCGUUCUUUUUCCCGUUUUCAUGAAUUCUUUCGGGGAAAAUCGUGAAAGUACAGCUUGGGUUGCAUCGAUCAUACAUGGCGUAAAUUUGAUUCUCGGUCCUGUAACGGGAGCCUUCCUCAACAAAUUUGGCUUUCGAGUUACAACAAUAGUGGGCUGCCUGUUAUGUUCUCUUGGCGUCACAUUGGGCUCCUUUGUUUCCACUAUUUAUAUGCUUUAUGUUACCUUCAGCAUACCUUUUGCAAUGGGUCAGUCGCUGAUCUUCGUUUCGGAAGCAAUUAUAGUGAACAAUUACUUUGAUAAAAGAAAAUCCUUUGCUCUCGGACUAGUAACGUCAGGACAGGGAUUAGGAACGAUGAUUCUUAGUCCUUCUCUUCAGGCAGCAGUUGACGUUCUAGAGUGGAGGAACACCUUUCGGGUGUUUGGUGGUCUUUUGGCUGUUUCAUCCCUGGCUGGAGUUAUUCUUCAUCAGAGUCCAUCAUCGCAAGAAAGAAACAUGAAUUGUUCCUCAAAAAAAUGGAGCUGGAAUCUAUCGUUAUUUAAGAAUUCGACCAUCCUAGUACUAAUCACAACAGGAGCAGCCCUCAUGUUCUCUCGCCUGGUCCCAUAUGUGCAUCUCAUGAAGCAUUGUGAUGACCUUGGUAUUUUGGCCGACAAGAGCUCGACAAUUUACAUGGUUAUCGGCAUAUUUGCUUCUCUUGGCCGCAUCGGAGGAGGAUUCCUGUGCGACUUGAAGUUCGUAAACAGCCGCCUUCUGCUUCAGGCAGCUAUUUUCAUUAUGGCAGCUUCCACUAUACUUCUGACCCUGGCGAAGACUUACUUUGGUGUAUUCACUUAUGCCAUCUUUUUCAGUUCAGCGGAUGGAUUGAUGAUUACUUCAAUGAUAGUUGAAACCCUAAAAGCCGUAAAGGAAGAUGAAAAGGCUUCCGCCGUUGGAUUGCUAAUGCUGUUUUCCGGAGUUUCUGCCUUGAUCGGUCCACCUUUGUCGGGUCUAAUGGCUGACACAUUCGGUAACUACAUCGUUGCGUUCAUUGUAGCUGGUGGAGUUGGAGUGGUUGGGUCUCUCCUUCCAUUUAUUCUCCUUUGUUUGAAACGUGAAGCAGGGAGAGAUGAACAAAACACACAGGAAGAUGCCUGAUCAUAUUAUUAAAAACGUUGU
Molecule: messenger RNA, 1382 nt
Organism: Pocillopora verrucosa
Lineage: Eukaryota; Metazoa; Cnidaria; Anthozoa; Scleractinia; Pocilloporidae
Product: monocarboxylate transporter 4-like
Biological process (GO): transmembrane transport
Cellular component (GO): membrane
Molecular function (GO): monocarboxylic acid transmembrane transporter activity
Source: RefSeq, a predicted model, not a curated record